Messenger RNA from Arachis stenosperma, 1915 nucleotides. RefSeq lists its product as uncharacterized. Gene Ontology annotation, biological process: regulatory ncRNA-mediated gene silencing. Lineage: Eukaryota; Viridiplantae; Streptophyta; Magnoliopsida; Fabales; Fabaceae. The transcript has 3 exons. The coding region runs from base 93 to 1586 and encodes 497 amino acids. The record is from RefSeq and is a predicted model, not a curated record.
UGAUGCAAAAAUCCAAACUUUAACGGCAAAUACUUGGCUUGCAGCUGCUCUUGGCAACAAAGACUAGUGUCGAUAGCGACAGCCGGAUAGGGAUGGCCGGCGGUAACCACCCCAAGCCUCCGCCCUCCUCCUCUUCCCACCGCAAAUCCCGUUGGGAAUCCAACGCCAACAAUGUUAAAUCUCCGGCGGAUCCCCAACCGAAUAACGAUCCCAAGAAUCCCAAACCCUCCCCUAGAACCAAACCAAGCAACCCUAACCCUAACCAUAAUCAUAAUCCUAGCCCUAGCAAACGCCCUUCCUCUGAUCACCCACUCCUAAUCCCUUUCCCGGAGCCUCCCGCCCUCCCUCCGCCCCCUCCCCCGGCCUACGGAUUCCACAUGCUGGAGCGCCGUACCAUCGUCCUUGCCGACGGCAGCGUCCGAUCCUACUUCGCCCUCCCACCCGAUUACCACCACCUCCCUCCAGCUCGGCCCCCCAUUGACCUCCCUUCCGCCGGCGGAGCUCCAUUUGAUAACCGGUUCCCUAGCCCCUCCUCUCGAUUCGACCGCCCUAGGCACCCUGAUUACCGGAACCUGCCCCCAGAAGCUUCCGGGAAGAGGAAGUUUGGUGACGAGGAUGGCGGCGGCGGACGGGACGAGCUCGCCAGGCAAAGGGAGCAGCUCUUGCGGAACGCGAAUCUCAAUAAUGGGUUUUCUGCUGCUGGUCCCAGUGAAUUGAGGCCUAAUAAGCAGAUAAGGGUUGAUGGGGUUGUUGCUGGUGGUGGUGGUUUGGGUGUGAAGCACCACCAGCAGGUUGGUCAGGAAAAUUUGAAGAAGGCGUUUCUUCAUUUCGUUAGGUUGAUUAAUGAGAACCCCAGCCAGAAGAAGUCUUACUUGGAAGAUGGAAAGCAAGGGCGAAUUCAGUGCAUUGCUUGUGGCAGGUCAGCUAAAGAUUUUCCAGAUACUCAUGCUCUCAUUAUGCACACUUACAACUCAGAUACUGCUGAUUUGCGUGUUGAUCAUUUGGGGUUACACAAAGCUCUGUGUGUCUUAAUGGGUUGGAACUACUCAAAGCCUCCUGAUAACUCAAAAGCAUAUCAGUUUCUUUCUGCUGAUGAAGCAGCAGCAAAUCAGGAUGAUCUGAUCAUGUGGCCGCCACUGGUGAUUAUUCAUAACACAAAUACUGGAAAAAAUAAAGAAGGUCGUAUGGAGGGUUUGGGAAACAAAACAAUGGACAAUAUAAUUAGAGAGCUUGGAUGUGUGAGUGGCAAAUCAAAGUCAUUAUACGGAAGAGAUGGUCAUUUGGGCAUAACACUGGUUAAAUUUACUGGGGAUCAAUCAGGCCUUAAGGGGGCCACGCAGCUUGCAGAACACUUUGAGAAGGAAAAGCAUGGGCGCAAAGAUUGGGCCCGUGUACAGCCUGUCAUAACAUUUGGGAAGGAGGAUGAGAACAAUCCAAACCUUGUAAAGGUGGAUGAGAAAAAAGGAGAUAAAAGGAGGGUGUUGUAUGGCUAUCUAGGAACUGCUUUUGAUCUUGACAAAGUUGAUUUUGACACAAGGAAGAAGGCAGUCAUAGAGAGCAGGAGAGAAUACAAACAAUCCGUGUAGUUUCUAUGAAUUAUACAUGGAAUAGCAGUGCACUUGAAUGAAAGAAUUGCGGCUUCUUCUGGAAAAAGUCUUUCCAGUUGAAUGAUAAUUAGUCCUGAUUCUUGAAGAUGAUAAAAGCUGAAUGUUAUGUUAUGUUGUAUUGAUCGUUUUUCAAGGCUUCAAGGCUGCAAUAGGAUGCCAAGUUGCCAUCAUUUUUUAUUUAGUUCCCGGUGGUAUAUUCUUAAUACUAUUGAAGCAUUAGGAUUUAGGAAGGUGUGUUUGCCUUUUCACCAUCUGACACCGUGGAAUGCACUCAAAUUUAAGUCAAAUGUUCGGAAUUUUUAGACUUA